AAUGAUUGAAAAGAAAUUGAAUUGGACAAGUUUAUUCUACGGAUUUUCACAAGAUACAACUUUUCACGGCGUUAAAUAUAUUACUAAAUCUAGUAAAUUUCUAUUAAGAAGAUUUAUGGAUUAUUUCAAUUAUCCUAAAGCUGUUGAUGUCGAAGUUUUGUAUACUAAACAACUCGAAUAUCCAGUUAUUACACUCUGCAAUCAAAACGUCUACAGAGCAUCAGCAACUGUAGAAACGGGCGUCUUCGACGCUUUUGAAUCAUAUUUUACUAAAACUACACAAAACAAAGGCAAAGAGAGCUUUUGCUCUUUCGAUUUAGACUUUUGCAACUUUCAUCAAGUCAAAUUUGACGAUAUCGACUGGCAGAGAAGAAAACUUGGCAAUAUUCAAACUCUUUCCGGACCGGACAACGAUCAUACAACCGGAUCCGGAUAUUUUCUCUUUUUGGAGGGGGGCAAAGAGCAAAUGGGACGUUUAAUUUCGUCUUGGCAUUCGGCGAAAACUUGGAAGACGAGCUGCGUUACUUUCUAUUACUUCAUGUAUGGAUCAUCGGUUAAUAAAUUACAGUUUUACGUUGUUGACCCUGACAACUAUAGUUAUAAACUUUGGGAAAAAUCCGGAUGUCAAGGCAAAAGAUGGCGAAAAGCGAGUGUCAGUGUAAACCUUGAAUUGUUCCAAAUUCGGUUCGAUGGCUACACCGGAAGAGCAGAUCGCCACGUUAUUGCUGUCGAUGACGUGUCUAUCAAGCAAUGCGAUAGAGAGUCGCAAGAUUGCAGAAAUGAUAAAACGGGAGAUUUAUACAGAGGAAAUCAAUCAUUUAGUAUAAAUAAUAGACGUUGUUUAUACUGGAAUGAUGUUCAUUCUGUCGAGUUGUUGUUCUUUGAGGACGAAACAAUUCGGCAGACUAAAAACUUUUGUAGGAAUCCUGGAGGUAGAAAAUCCGAACCUUGGUGUUUCGUACAACGAAACCCUCUUCUUUGGGAAUAUUGUAAUAUUCCUUUAUGCGACUCAAAGGAAAAGGUAAAGAUUGAAAUUGAAGAAUCGUCGGUUGACUGUAAUUUUGAAAAGAGUUCUAUUUGUGGUUAUGAUAAAAGUUCUAACACAAAUGAUUUCAUGUGGACUCUAAGGAAUGGAAGUUCAACCCAUGAUCACCUUGGCCCAACAAUGGAUAAGACAUUUUACAGUCCAUUAAAGGGAAAUUUCAUGAUGGUUGAUAGUAGAUAUGCCGUUGAGAAUUCAAUAAGUUGGUUAGAGUCACCACCCGUACUGUUGAAAGUUUCGUGCUGUUUGAAAUUUUACUUUUGCAAGAGAGGACAGAUAAACUUACGAUUGUUUUUAAUCAAAGAUAAUAAUAUACGUACUCCUCUAGAUGAAAUUAUUGAAACAGCAAACUCCUGGAAAUUGAAAACAGUAAAUAUUAACAAGUGGAAAAGAAGCUUGUUGAUGUUUGUUAGAGUUUUAUUCGAAGCGGAACAUAAAUUUGGAUUUGAUAGUACAAUUGCAAUAGAUGAAAUAGAGCUGCAAAGAAGAAAUUGUCGUUUGGAAGAAUGUAAAACAGACGAAUUUAAAUGCAGUAAUGGUAGAUGUAUCGACGGUAAAAAAGUUUGUAACGGCAAUAACGACUGCUUCGACUAUAGUGAUGAAGAAUUGCCUUGUUUCGGCUUUAUGAAAGUAUUCUCCUAUGGUCCUAAAGUUACUUCUUAUGCAAUUCUGAGGUCGCCUUCCAUUAAUACAAGCUCCGAAAGUUGUGCCGUUUUUUCGACAUUACUGAAUUCUUCAGUUUCGGCUGCUUUAAACAUCUAUGCUGAUUUGGAAAAAGGGCCAACAAAAAUUUUAGCUACUAUUUCAAAAUCACCUAAUAAAUAUAUAACAAAAAAUAUCGUUCCUUUACCGCCAAAUGUUCAAAUGAGUUUAUCAUUCGAGUCUCGUAUGGAUACUUUUGGACACGAAGCUUAUGUUGGAAAUAUCUCACUUGAUCGAAAUUGUUCUACUUAUGAAACCGAAAUUAAUGUUAAUUGCACGUUUGAAUCGGAAAUUCUCUGCGGUUUUAUAAUUGAAUACGAAAAACACGGAUAUUCUUGGUAUAGAACCAACAGCAGUUCAUCCAUAUUCAAUGGUCCACUAACCGACCAUACGUUUCAAAAUUCUAGUAGUGGAAAUUUUAUAAUCACGAGAGGGUUGGUGGGCGUUAAAGGCAAUAGAGCAAGAAUAAGCUCGCCUAACUUUAAACCACAAUCAUCCAUUUCCUGCUUAUCUUAUUACUAUCAUAUGUUCGGUAGCUUAAUCGGAAGACUCCAAGUCAUCCUUCGACUUGAAGAAAAACUUACUAUUCACGUAUUCAAACAUGAAUUUAACCAUGGCAAUGUAUGGCUCCACAACGAAAUUCUUAUUCGUAAUCAACAAAAUGUAGAAAUGAAAGUGAUCUUUGAAAGUAUUCGCGGUUUUGAUAGAAGUAAUAAAAUGGCAUUGGAUGAUAUUUCUUUCUAUAAUGGAUUUUGUCAAACUCUUCAAGGUUUCCUCCAAUCCUUUUUUCAUUCUUACACAACAAAAUCACUUUAUAUUCAUGCAGCUCAAUGCCUCAAUUCGAGCUUUCAAUGCCAAAAUGGCCAAUGUAUUGACAAGAGUCUGGUUUGCAACGGAGAAAGCGAAUGUUUCGACGGAAGUGACGAAAGCAAUUGUUCCGAUUGCCUACACGACAUUCAAGGCAGAUUCUACACAGGAAAACUUUCAACAACCGAAUCUGGAAAGAGAUGCAUGAGUUGGAAAGAGGCUGUUGGCGAAACGCAAACCACCAUCUCAGUAGAGACGGGAGAGACGAGUUUGACAGAAAUGACAAACUAUUGCAGAAACGUUAACGGAAAGAAAUCUCCUUGGUGUUACGUAUCAAAAGAAAGAUGGGAAUUCUGCAGCAUUUCCAAUUGCGGUACAAAGAUUAAUAUUCCAAUUCAAAAAAUAUCUCUUUCGCUUGAAACGAAAGAAACAAUAAACUGUAAAUAUUUGCAGAAUGCCGAGAAAAUCAAUACAGAUGCAACAAUUCGGCAUUGGAUUCGUACAAAUACUCCGACACCCUCCCAAGGUACUGGACCUGAUCAUGAUCAUACUUAUGGCAAUAGAACAGGUUUUUACCUUUAUGUGGAAUCUACUCAAGAAGGGCCACCUUUGAAAUUCGGUGAUGAAACCUUUCUCUUUUCUCCUAUCGUCAAGCCAGUAAAAAAUCAUUGUUUACAAUUCUUUUAUCAUAUCUUCGGCUUGGAUAUUAACAAACUAAAUGUUUAUAUGAAAGUAAACAACCUUUACAAGUCGCUAGCAAAAUUCAAUAAAUCAACUCAGUUGCCGAAUUGGUUUAUGGCUGAAUAUUUCAUUCGACCUAACAUUGAACAAAUAGUUUUCCAUUAUAUUAGAGGAGUUGAUUUCAGAAAUGACCCUGGUAUUGAUGAUGUUCUCCUAUAUCCUGGAAAUUCUCAUCGAACUUGUUCACAUUUUGAAUUUACUUGUUCCAAUGGCCACUGCAUCAACAACACUUACACUUGCGAUGGAUACGACAACUGUGGCGACUUUUCAGAUGAACUAGUCUGCGAAACGGAAUGCAAGAGAUCUUUGCAAGAACAAUGGUAUAUAGGGACGAGAAAUGUUUCGCAAACUGGCAAAAAGUGUCUCUACUGGAGGAACAUGUCAAACUCUUUCAAGAUUCCCUAUCGUUUCCCGGAUGAAAGUCUGCAAAGUGCGGAGAAUUAUUGCAGAAAUCCAACGAAUAGAACGUUUGGUCCUUGGUGUUACGUUGAUAAAGAGAGUGAAAUGUGGGAAUACUGCAAUAUUCCUAAAUGUUCAGUUUUCCAAAGUUGUCAGUCGAACGAAUUUCAAUGCGCGAAUGGAAUGUGCAUUGAUAAAAAACACUUGUGCGACGGAGUAAACGACUGCAACGAUAGAUCGGAUGAAAUGGAGAUUUGUGGAUCGGCGUACAACAUCUCGUGUGAUUUCAGUGAUCGUUAUAUGUGUGGCUACACAGACGAUAGUCCUAAUUGGAACUACAGAUUUCAAAGGAAAGGUUCUUUUGAUGGUUCAGUGCAAUCAGUAAUUCGGCUUUUAACUACAAAAUGGGAUGAGUGUUUUCAUGAGGAUACGGCUGGAAUUGACUACGAAGGAAAUGUACAAAAAACAGUUAAUGGGAUUACUUGUCAAAUCUGGCGUGUUCAGUUUCCCAAAGCUCAUCCCUUUUAUCUUGAUAGUUUUUUCCCAGAAAAAAAUAUAACAGAAGCUGAGAACUAUUGCAGGAAUCCAUCAAAAAGCGUUCCAAACUAUGAUCACCUUGCCAAACCUUUCUGCAUAUCUUCGAGGAGUGUUAACCAAUCAGUCGGCGAUUGUAACUUGAAAGUUUGCCAAUAUUCAUUUCUGAAAACGAACUGGGGAUUAAGCCAAGGUCAUAUUGCUAGAAUAAAUAGCCCUAUUGUUAAAGGUGGUGUUGGUGAUUCCUGUUUAGAAUUUAUAUUUUUAAUGAUUGGCGAAAACGCAGGAUCUUUAACUUUAAUUUUAAAUAAUGAAAAAGGAUCGAAUGUUUUAUGGAAAGGAGAGGGAGAUUAUGGAAAUACUUGGAAGAUAGUAUCUGUUAAUAUCAAAUCAAAUACCUCAUUUUUUAUAACGUUUUUAAGCGAAUCCGGAGAAAAGAAUUCGGCAAUAGCAAUAGGAAAAAUUUCGCUAAAGAAUGACUCUUGCCGAAAGGACAAUUGUUCUGGAAUGUUCCAGUGUAAAGAUUCUUCCGUUUGUAUUGAUAAGAAAAGAGUUUGCGACGGUUUAACCGAUUGCAAAGACAGUUCUGACGAAAAUUCCUGUUCAAGCUGUUCAAACGACAAUUUUCAAUGCAAGAACGAAAGAUGUAUAAGUCUUUUUAAAAUAGACGAUGGAAGGAACGAUUGUUUCGAUAAUUCAGAUGAGAAUAUUUCGUAUUAUUAUCCGAAACUUGCGAAACUAAUUUCAAUGAAGAAAGAAGAAAACAACUCGAACGUUCAUUCUUUUUCGAAUAGAAACUGGAAUAAAGAUUACGUCUUCUCUAAAAAGGAUUACGAACCGGAUAUUGAAGGUAUUCUUAUAAUAAAAAAAGGAAAGAGGGACCGAGAAGAGGGAAGGAAUGGGUGGAUGAGUGAAUGA
Dimorphilus gyrociliatus is the source of this 5143-nucleotide messenger RNA. The record is from the annotation of a GenBank genome assembly. Lineage: Eukaryota; Metazoa; Annelida; Polychaeta; Dinophilidae.